Cucumis sativus (cucumber) is the source of this 1933-nucleotide messenger RNA. Its product is annotated as glutamate decarboxylase 1. Gene Ontology annotation, biological process: L-glutamate catabolic process. The transcript has 7 exons. Lineage: Eukaryota; Viridiplantae; Streptophyta; Magnoliopsida; Cucurbitales; Cucurbitaceae. Gene Ontology annotation, cellular component: cytosol. The record is from RefSeq and is a predicted model, not a curated record. Gene Ontology annotation, molecular function: pyridoxal phosphate binding; glutamate decarboxylase activity. The coding region runs from base 161 to 1660 and encodes 499 amino acids.
AACAGGAAUUUCCAUUUUGUAAGGUCUCAGCCUUCCAAAGCUGACCAAUUAUCUAUUUAAUCACCCCUCUCUUCUUCUUCUUCAUUCAUCUCCAUUCAUCUCCAUUCAUCUUCAUUCUUCUCUCUUCUUCAACAUAAAUUGUCUUCCAUCUCCAUCCGCCAUGGUUCUCUCCAAAACCGCCUCUCAGUCCGAUGUCUCCGUCCAUUCCACCUUCGCUUCCAGAUAUGUCCGAACCUCUCUCCCAAGAUUCAAAAUGCCGGAAAAUUCGAUCCCCAAGGAAGCUGCGUUUCAGAUCAUUAAUGAUGAACUCAUGCUCGAUGGAAACCCUAGGUUGAAUUUGGCCUCCUUUGUUACUACUUGGAUGGAGCCUGAGUGUGAUAAACUCAUCAUGGCUUCCAUUAACAAGAAUUACGUUGAUAUGGAUGAAUAUCCUGUCACCACUGAGCUUCAGAACCGAUGUGUGAAUAUGAUAGCACAUUUGUUCAAUGCCCCAUUGGGUGAUUCUGAAACGGCAGUGGGAGUUGGAACAGUGGGAUCGUCAGAGGCCAUAAUGUUGGCUGGUUUGGCUUUCAAGAGAAAAUGGCAGAACAGAAGGAAGGCUGAAGGCAAGCCCUAUGACAAGCCCAACAUUGUCACUGGUGCUAAUGUCCAGGUAUGCUGGGAGAAAUUUGCAAGAUACUUCGAAGUAGAACUGAAGGAGGUGAAAUUGAGGGAAGGUUACUAUGUGAUGGAUCCAGAGAAAGCUGUAGAGAUGGUUGAUGAGAACACAAUCUGUGUUGCAGCCAUCUUGGGUUCCACUCUCAAUGGAGAAUUCGAAGAUGUAAAGCUCUUAAACGAUCUCUUAGUCGAGAAGAACAAAGAAACUGGAUGGGAUACUCCUAUUCAUGUUGAUGCUGCGAGUGGAGGGUUUAUUGCUCCAUUCAUUUACCCUGAGCUAGAAUGGGACUUUAGGUUGCCACUUGUAAAGAGUAUUAAUGUGAGUGGCCAUAAGUAUGGGCUUGUUUAUGCUGGAAUUGGUUGGGUUAUCUGGAGGAACAAAGAAGAUUUGCCUGAAGAACUUAUCUUUCAUAUCAACUAUCUUGGAGCUGACCAACCCACUUUCACCCUCAAUUUCUCCAAAGGAUCUAGUCAAGUCAUUGCUCAGUAUUACCAAUUGAUCCGUUUGGGUUAUGAGGGAUACCAAAACGUGAUGGAAAACUGCAGAGAAAACAUGAUUGUCCUAAAGGAAGGACUCGAGAAAACAGGGCGGUUCAACAUCGUGUCAAAGGACAAUGGAGUUCCACUUGUGGCCUUCUCCUUGAAAGACAACACACGCCAUACGGAGUUUGAGGUUUCAGAAAUGCUGAGGAGGUUCGGCUGGAUUGUACCAGCUUACACCAUGCCUCCGGAUGCACAACACAUAACCGUCCUUAGAGUAGUGAUCCGAGAAGAUUUUUCUCGCACGCUUGCUGAGCGUCUUGUGAAUGAUAUUGAGAAAACAUUGCACGAACUCGAUAGCCUCCCAUCGAAGGCUGAUAUCAAGACAACAGUGGCUGGAGAAGAGACGCAGAAGAACGAUGUCGUGGUGGCAAAGAAGAGCGCUCUUGAGACGCAGAGGGAGAUCACAACUGCUUGGAGGAAGUUUGUGAUGGAAAAGAAGAAGACCAAUGGAGUUUGUUAGAGCUGGAAAGUAAAGGAUUAUAUAUACUAUUGAUAUAUGUAUGUGUCAAUUGAGAAUGGAUGAAGAUUGUAUUUCGGAAUGAGAGUGUUUGUUUGUUUGUUUAGAGUUCAUUUCUUUUUUGUGUAUUUUUCAUGGUUAAAGUUGAAUAUCUUCACUUUUCAAUUCAAGUGCAAACUUGUCAUCCUUGUUUUCCAAGCUUCACUAAUAGUUUGAACAAUACCGGCCUAAUUGUUGCUCAGGCAUGUGUUCCAAUUGUCAUUUAGUUUUAAUGUU